AUGUCUAUCAAACCCAAAUGGCUGCGAGAUAUCGCUUCAUUAGUCUUCACGGUCUACUACCUGAUUGCGGCGGAACAGGCGGAUGAAAAGGUGCGGCGGGUUCGUGCAACGCUGACCCUGGAACAUAUGCGUGUGUCGUGGAACAAAGCGACCAGCCCUUAUCUGUGGGCGAUGGCGAGCUUGAUGCGCCCACGAAUGACACGAUACUCACCACGAGCUAUUCGCAUCCCUCGCCCAAAGCAAUCCGUACACAGCGACCCUGUGAGUGCGUGGCUGUAUUUUGAUGGGCCUUUGAGCGCCUUGAAAGAGCAGACCUGCAUUGUUCUGGAUGUGCCUGGUGGUGGCUUUGUUGCCAUGGGACCCCGCAACUCUGAAGACAAACUUUUGUCUUGGGCGGGGAAACUGAAAGUACCAGUACUCAGCAUCGAUUACCAGAAAGCGCCGGAGUAUGCAUACCCAUACGCGCUGCACGAGUGCUACGAUGUCUACCAUACCAUCGUGUCUACCAAUGGUCGCUGUGUGGGGCUGAGCGGGCUGACCCGCCCACGAAUUGUUGUGACAGGUGAAAGUGCAGGGGGGAACUUGGCUGUUAGCAUGACGUUGAUGGUCCUGCAAUCCUCCGCGGCUCAAGGUUGGCGGAAUGAAGACAUCCUUCCUCGACCCGAUGGGCUUGUAUUGGCCUAUCCAGCCCUGAACGUGAAAGUAGAAAGCUGGAUGACGGACGAACAGCUGGCAUUGAUUCAGGAUAAAAGUUCUCGAAAAAAUGUGCUGCGGCAAAAACAAGACCACUACAGGAAGCUCACCCCGUUCACCUCACCGGGUCACUCAGUUGAAGAUCUGACCGCCAUAUCCCCUCCAAAACAGGCGGAUGAGAAUGAGGAAUCCAAUAUAGCAGCUGAAGCUGCCAACGCUCUUCGCGACAAGUUGAAAAAGAGCGAGGAGCUCAACGGUGAAAACCCACCCACGAAUAGCGAGGUCAAGCCGCUCAAGACUCGACUGGCAGUCUCAUCCAUGAUCUCAUACGUGCAUGAUAGAAUACUUGCACCUGAAAUGAUGCGGGCUAUGAUUAUUUUAUACAUCGGACCGCAUCAGCGACCGGACUUCAACACCGAUUUUCUUCUAUCCCCAGUCCUUGCUCCGGACGAACUACUCUCCCGGUUUCCCAAAACGUACAUUUUCACUGGCGAGCGCGAUCCAUUGGUUGAUGACACAGUCAUCUUUGCAGGUAGGCUGCGCCAAGCGAAGUUGCAGUAUUUCCAAGAGCGCCAAGACCUCGGACUUGAAAAGUCUCAACGCAAGUUCCGAGAAAAGGACCACGUGGAGGUUUCGUUGAUCCCCGGCGUCUCACAUGGCUUUCUUCAAAUGGCAGGCUUCUUUCCGGAUGCAUGGAAGUACAUAAAGCGCAGUGCAUCGUGGAUUGAGACGCUUUUUGAGACAGCCGAGCUGCACGAAUCUGAGUAUAGCCUUCUUCAGAUGUCUGGUAGCUCCAGAAUGAGCGCAUCCCAAAGAUCAAAAAGCUCAUCAAAGAUCAAUGGCGUUUCGAAGGGCCACCGAAAUUAUAACCAUCGCACUAUGACAGCAGAGUCAUCCGCAGAUGAAGACAAACCACUUGAAAUCGGCAUGACCAAGGCGUCCUCCUUAUCAUUAUCUACAUCAGACUUGGCAGUUCGUCGAAAGAAAUCUCGUUCCCCCUUUGCGUCUUCCAGGCUGGCCGGGUUCACAAGCUUAGAAGAUGAGUCCGCGCCCGAGGCGGAUGGCGGCUUUCUUGCGAGACUCAAACAUCUGGAUAUGAAAUACAAUCACCACAAUGAUAUCGACCCGGAGGAUAUCAACAGUGCUCCCCAGAGCCCUUCUGCUUUCCGUUCCCGUCACAGGAGCAUUUCAUCUUUGGGUAGCGAGGAGGAUAUAUUAGACCGUCGCAUGAACGGUUUAGCUGGUGGACUGAUGGGAGCACAUGGAGAGGGCGUGCAGACACCUGGCCCAUGA
Molecule: messenger RNA, 1986 nt
Organism: Penicillium longicatenatum
Lineage: Eukaryota; Fungi; Ascomycota; Eurotiomycetes; Eurotiales; Aspergillaceae
Product: putative lipase
Exons: 1
Coding region: 1-1986 (661 amino acids)
Biological process (GO): triglyceride catabolic process
Cellular component (GO): cytosol
Molecular function (GO): triacylglycerol lipase activity; sterol ester esterase activity
Source: RefSeq, a predicted model, not a curated record